CUGGCCUAUUUAUACAGACCACCUACCUGCUCUACUCAUGGUGAGGCUGCGACUUGAGAGCAGAGCACAGAGCGAGAAAAAACGCAGGAUGAGGUUCCUUGGCCUUGUGAGCCUGGUUGCUCUGAUCUUCCUGUUAAGCUUCAGGUCUUUGCUUCACCAGCAAGUGCUUGUUGUUUUUUUUCCUUCCGUGCAAGGAGAAGGUGCUGCGACUGCGAGCCAUGACGACGGCAGGAGGCAGCACGCCAAGGAGUGGGCCGACGAGAGGAAGAGGAUGAGGUGGUUCAUGACCAAGGACUACGGCCAUCCGAGGCGCCACACACCGAGGCACAACCGGCUGCUGUAGAAGAGAAGCUUGCAACAUGAGAAGGCCGACGGCGACGUGGGUCUUUCCUAGCUGAUCCUAGCUCAUCUCAAUUUGGUCCCAUGUGUGCAGUCCUGAUCCGCACGCAAAUUUUGUACCCCCCCCCCCCC
Molecule: messenger RNA, 471 nt
Organism: Triticum aestivum (bread wheat)
Lineage: Eukaryota; Viridiplantae; Streptophyta; Magnoliopsida; Poales; Poaceae
Exons: 2
Coding region: 38-343 (101 amino acids)
Source: RefSeq, a predicted model, not a curated record